This is a messenger RNA of Fimicolochytrium jonesii, 806 nucleotides long. RefSeq names its product Glyoxalase/Bleomycin resistance protein/Dihydroxybiphenyl dioxygenase. The transcript is spliced from 2 exons. The record is from RefSeq and is a predicted model, not a curated record. NCBI's taxonomy places the organism in Eukaryota, Fungi, Chytridiomycota, Chytridiomycetes, Spizellomycetales, Powellomycetaceae. The coding region runs from base 110 to 664 and encodes 184 amino acids.
CCUGAUUACUGUAACUGGAUUCUCAAGAGCGGAGAGCGGGGAACUACUUACGGUCAGACUGUCCUUCAUUCGCAAGCCAUUCAACGCAGCCCACCCAACCCCCACCACAAUGUCCCUCCACACAACCCUCCAACAAGCCUUCCCGGCCUUCAUAGCCCAAGUCUUCAUAUCCCUCUCCUCCAUCAACAUCCACAUCCCCGCCGCCUACGAAAUAGACCACCUCUGCUUCCGGACAUCAACAGCCGCAGAGUACGACUCAUACAAAGCUGAACUCGCAUCCCUCGGCACCCUUUUGACCGAAUCCAUCGUCGGGGGGAGGCACAUCGCGACCUAUAAAUUGCGACCGGAGCAUGCAUUGCACUACACCCAAACCACCGACUGCAAACCGGUUGAUCGUACGAUAGACGUGAUAGAACUCCCCUCGCCGAAACCAGGCCGCCCAUACCCCUCAGGUAUCGAGCAUGUCGAGGUAGUGGUGGAUGUGCCGUUGGAGGUGUAUCGGGACCGGUACAAGGACGUGGGGUGGGAUGAGAGGGGGAUGGGGAAGGGGUUGAAUCGGGAUUUGAGGCUGGAUUUUACGGCUGCGGGGAAGGAGUUUAGUGUAAAGUUUCAUGAGCAGAGUUUAGAACGUGUGAUUGAGAUAGAACUCGCUGCUCUGCCAUGAGUUGGUUCUUCGGCUACAUGGCUCUGGGAAUUGCGAUAUCUUGAGAGGCAGGGAAAUAGAAGGAGGUGCGCAAUCUGGGGCACUCUUCUAAUGGCGCAAUGUUUGGCUUUGCGGAGUAAUCCAAAUGGUUGGCGGACUCCAG